AGCCAGUCACCGCGGGGAACUGGAGGACAGCAGGUUCGGAUGUGGAGGCGGCGGCCGGACUGUCCGCGGAGGACCGGCGGGAGCUGGGAUAAAUCAUGAGGCUGAAUGAGGGGCUGACCAGAUCCUUUCAGGCUCCCGUUACCGUCCAUAACUAUCCAAGCAGCCACGUCUAUGUGUUUCGAAAUGGCCGGUCGGACUCGGAUGAGUCAUCGGAGGAAGAGUUUGAUGUCAUGGAAUUACGCCCAAGGGGCAAGGAGCAGCAGAGACGUGUGGCUUCCCGGGAGAAGGUUGGGGAUGUGGUGCUGCUGGAACGAGAGAUUACGGCGGGUGACAGCCUUAACAAGCUCGCUCUGCAGUACGGCUGUAAAGUUGCAGAUAUCAAGCGCAUCAACAACUUCAUCCAGGAGCAGGAUUUGUAUGCUCUGAAGUCCAUCAAGAUCCCUGUAAAGACCCACGGGGUGUUAACCGAGACCAGCAAAGAAUUAAAAGCUCCCCGGAGUGAACGUGCCCAGGCCGCCCUGACCCUCAUUGACCCGCUGGAGCCUGAGGAGGCAGCCUCGAGCAGCAGCUAUGUUGAAUCCGGGCACCUGACCGACUACUUUAAAGGGAUCGACAAGAAUAUUCAGGACGCGGUGCAGUCGGAAGUCAGUAUAAACGUAGACUGUGUCGAGGCACCGAACUGGCUACCUUCCAGCUCAGGAAGACCAAAGGAGGCCGGUACAGGGGCAGACUGGGGAAUCCAGUGGUGGAAUGCUGUUUUCAUCAUGCUCCUGAUAGGAAUCGUCCUGCCGGUAGUUUAUAUCGUCUAUUUUAAAACACAAGAGACCAUGGCGGCAGCCCAUGCCUCAAACACAACCUUUGCCUCAAACCUCUCAGCUCACAGAACAGGGGGGGAAUUGUCACUACACUUACCUUCAGAGAAGCUCCCCAAAUGGGGGAGACAGCCCAGCACUGUCUCCCUUCCCAACAUGCACGCCCAUAAACCAGUGACUCUGUCCUCACCAGUUUCAGGGGGCUAAUUUAAGUCAAUCAUAGGUGACUGGUGGGCUGUGGCUGCCAUGUUUUUAUGGAAGAAUAAAGAUGCUUCGUGGCUAACGGAGUUCAACAGCCAGUUGGCUUUAUGUUCAUAAGGUCUGCCAAGGGAAAAGUGUAGUGCAGCAACCUGCUCUUCUUGGUUGGUUCAAGUAUCCCUCAAGAGUGGCCUUGUCUAGGAAUCUGAACCAGCCAAGCACUGGUUCUGCAGGCGCUCAGCUAUUUAGUGUGUUAUUGAGAGGAAAGUCAAUUUGGCAAGAGACAUUUUAUGUGGACAGGGGUUGGGGGCUGGCAUGAAAAUGCUUUUUCUCUUGCUGGAACAGAGUCACCCUGGUAUCUUUAACCCUAACCGUGAGCUUAUAGCUCAAGUAGCCGCACUACACUGCCGUCUGACCUCACUGGUUAGGCUUGUGCCUCCGUAACAGUUUACUCUGCCAGUGACCAAAUCAAGCUAAAUUUAUCUAGAACGAUUGAGGCCUCUGCCAUGUACAAAGCCUUGCUCUUUCAUGGAAACGCCUGGACUGCAGUAGGCCUGCACACCACUGUCUUCAGUUGGAGAGCUCACUGCUGCAGUAGGUUUCUCAGACUUGCUUUGUGGUGGGAAGUUCACCACAUUUUCUGUACCCAGGAAGGUGUCUGAGACACUUAAGUUUGUCAGCCUGUGCUGAGUCUGUCAGCCUGUGAAUUAGGAAUUCAGGUCUCAGCAAGUUGAUCUCCCCUUUAUGAAGUGGUAAAGAGGCAGGACAAACCAGCCCUGUGAUAUCAGGAGACCCCAGAAAGAACUGAACUCCUUCCCGUGGGUUAGGGCUUACAACACUAACAGGCAGAGCUGGACACAGGCAUGGGUGAACCAGGUGGCUGUCCAGGGCCUGAGCAGUAAGGGGGCCUGAAAAUGGUAAUUUUUUUUUUCUGUUGUCUGAUUUUAUUAUUAUUGUUAUCUCUGGCAAAGUGGAGGGGCCCGAUACUAAAAGUUCACUCGGGGCUGCCAGGAGUCUAGGUACAGUAUUGUGAACAGUUUGUUUGAACUGCAGAUCCUCGUAGGCAUUCUUGGUGCCUGAGCAAGGCACCAGGUCUUGAAAGAUGCUAAUUAGGCUCUUGAUACAUCGGAGUCUGCUAGGGUUUACCAUAUGUCUUUUUCACACUGUGUGCUGGGGGUUUGGAACCUGCAGUAAAAAUUUUCCUCAGAGUCCACUUCAGCGGACGGAGAACUGCAGAAGCAGUUAUGCCACCUCCUGGCUGAACACUAAGGUCACAUUUUUGCAGUCCUCCAAUGUAGACUACUCCAAAGGACAACUGUACAAAAUAGAAACCCUACAGUAUGCUGCCUAAACAUCAGCUCUUUCAGCACAGAGCAAACACGAAGGAGCUUGAACCUUCCCUGUGCCCAGACACCAGUUACCAUGAUGCUCCCACUCUGCUUUACGUGUUGGCUAGCCUGAUUAUUAUUAUUUUUUUUUUUUUCCCUUCCUGGAGGCUGUAGUUUUGUCUUGCAGCAAGCCGAGGGCCCCUUGAGCAUAGGCAGUAGGUGACUUCAUUUUUUUUUGUCGGGUGUGGCUCUGGGAUUCAGUGUUUGCUGUAGACUCAAGGUUAACAAGCAGCUUGUUGGUGAGCAGUGGAUACGGCCUUGACAUGAAAUAGCCAGGUUUGUCGUCUAAUAGUGAUGGGAGCAGCUCGUUAGCAUCUUUCAGAGGUGCCAGUAUUAGGGAGCAGAGGAAACGGGAAGCCAGGGAAAAGCAACCUUGAAACUCUUCUGUAGCACAAAGGCCGUUCCUGCUCCUCGCCUCCACUAGAGGGCACUGCCACUACAGAAAACGGUCCACGUCUGCGCUGGGCAAAGGAAAUGCCACAGAGAGCCCUAACUUGCGCUGCAGCCGUGUUGGUUGGUGGCGUACCGAGUGCAUGGUGAGAUUGUUUCAUGUAGGCUGAAUGCGGUGGGUAUCUUUUCUUUUUCCUUUUCCUUGCAAGGCUGGCGAAUAUCCUGGUCCAGGGUGCUGGGAUGACAUAAAGGAUCAUGAUGCUCAGUAUUGCUGUUUUGAGAUACGUUAUUGCUGAUGCAGCCUCUUCCAGGCCUGAGAGCGUGCAUGGACAGCACUGGUGUUUGCAGUAGCCUGAAAGCUGAAGAAGUGGUGUCCACGGCCAGGGGAGCUGCCAGCUGUGGUGCCUGAGCGCUGCCCCCAGGGCUGGACUGACCAGGGCAGGACUGGGACAUGGUUUGGACAAGAGACUCUUUUGCAGCAAGGAGAAAGCUCUGGGCAGGAGCCAGGGGAGAAACCUCUGUUGUUUUUAAAAGGUGCCAAAAGCCUCAGGUUUCAUAAGGCAGCUGUGUCUAUUUUAAAUAUAAAUGUAUUUUCUUCUGUGAAGGAAACUCGGUCCCUUUUGUUCUGUGAGGGUUGAUGUGAAACUUCUGAAUGGCGAAUGAGUCAAUAAAAGCACAGCGGGAACUA
This is a messenger RNA of Gavialis gangeticus (Gharial), 3476 nucleotides long. RefSeq names its product LysM domain containing 4 (gene LYSMD4). NCBI's taxonomy places the organism in Eukaryota, Metazoa, Chordata, Crocodylia, Gavialidae. The transcript is spliced from 3 exons. The record is from RefSeq and is a predicted model, not a curated record. Bases 96 to 1019 code for a protein of 307 amino acids.